GUAAAAUCGUAACAAUAUUAAAUUGCCUUAGUGCUCCAGGGUGGCAUCAUUUACAAAGUAUUUUGCAAGCCGAUUGUCAAAUUCAGCGCAAAAAUCACAGAAAUCAGCUUUUAUUACCCGUGUCGCCUGCCACCUCUAAGCUUUAAUUUGGUUCGAAGCUGACACAUUCCGUUCUACCUCGCCCUCUCCAACACAAGUGAAGCUUUGCAGGUCUACUUAAUAGUAGCCAAAAGUGUAAAAAAGUUAACAUAUUAUCGGAAGAAAAGAAGAACACGCACUUAUGUCUCAAUUGAAUACACCCGAAAAAGAUGCAGCUGGCAAACCGCCCACCAGUCGUCAGCAAAGCACCCACAGUCCGAAUUUAACAUUACAGCUUCCCAGUCCAAUUAUAACAAAGCGCACACGCACUGCUUCUACCUCUGCUCGAGCUUUAGAAAACCCAAUUGAGACUGGUAUUGUUAAAUCGUUCAGUCGCUCAAAAGGGCAUGGAUUCAUUACACCGAGCGCAGGCGGUGAAGAUCUUUUCUGUCAUGUCUCUGACGUUGAUGGAGAAUAUGUGCCACAACAAGGUGAUGAGGUUAGGUAUCGAUUAUGUGCGAUUCCGCCCAAAUUCGAAAAACAUCAAGCGGUGCAUGUACAAAUCAUUAAUUUAACUCCAGAAGUGCAUCACAAAUGGGAAGAACCAGUCUACCCUGAUUCUCCAGCUAAGUAAAAAGAAACACUCGUUGGCAAUUAAAACUAUUGUAACAUUUUUCUCCUGGCUUUUCCAAUGCCAAGCAGAAUUAGUGUACAGUUAAAUGAUUCUUAUAAAGACCUCCAAAUGCCAUUCAAGUGACAGCUAAAAUAAUUUACAUAGCAGAUCGCAUAAAAAAUCCGCAUUCAACAACAAUAACAAGCACUAACUUAAAACACAUCGAAAAUACUUAAAUAUUAAAUAGCAUACAAUUAACAAUAGUUUUUAUAAUAUAAUCAUAUUUCAUAAACUAAUAGAAAUUACUUCAAUUAAUAUGAAAAACCCUGCAGAUAUGAAAUUUAGUUAGUCUCCGGAAUUAAAAAUAAAAAAGGAAUUUUUUCACUCUGCCAAGUUAAAAACGUGUCACAAACAUAUGUACGUAUAUAAAUGCAUGAUGAUUCAUUGUACUUGUUUUUUAUAUGCAACAUUAAAAUUAAAUGAACGCCAAUAACAAGAAGCAAUUGCGUCCAACAUUUUCGCGAAAAUAAAAACAAGUAGACAACAACAAAAAGUAAACGAUUUAAGUAAAUAAAGCAAAUAAACAAUUGGCAAGCUUUUUGUUAUCUCUAUUAUUAUCAAUUGCUAUCCCUUGCUACCAAUUUAUAUAUUUUUCAUCACUGUUGGUCUAGACGCCUAUCAACGUAUUACUAUUUAGCGACUUAAAAUUUGUUUAGAACUAAAUAAUUAUUUGUUUACACGUAUGUAUGUAUUUUCUUACGUUGAGAUGAUUUGAAGUUGCGAUUGAAAUUUUUAGCUGAUACUUAAAGUAUUUUUCAAGCUUAGCAAUUGAAAUUUUUCUGUUCGUCUAAUACAAUCACUCAUAUUUUUUUUCGCUAAUUUUCUUAAUCUGUAUAAAUAAAGAGUAUUAAAAGUA
This is a messenger RNA of Ceratitis capitata (Mediterranean fruit fly), 1607 nucleotides long. Its product is annotated as cold shock domain-containing protein CG9705. Gene Ontology annotation, biological process: regulation of mRNA stability. Bases 281 to 712 code for a protein of 143 amino acids. Gene Ontology annotation, molecular function: mRNA 3'-UTR binding. NCBI's taxonomy places the organism in Eukaryota, Metazoa, Arthropoda, Insecta, Diptera, Tephritidae. Gene Ontology annotation, cellular component: cytoplasm. The transcript has 4 exons. The record is from RefSeq and is a predicted model, not a curated record.